This is a messenger RNA of Limulus polyphemus (Atlantic horseshoe crab), 2717 nucleotides long. RefSeq names its product transmembrane protein 184B-like. Gene Ontology annotation, molecular function: transporter activity. The record is from RefSeq and is a predicted model, not a curated record. Gene Ontology annotation, biological process: transport. Bases 557 to 1888 code for a protein of 443 amino acids. Lineage: Eukaryota; Metazoa; Arthropoda; Merostomata; Xiphosura; Limulidae. The transcript has 10 exons.
ACUUGGUAUAAUAAAAGUUUUAAGCGGAGCCAUGUAAUCAGAUGAAAACGUAAACUAUUUAUUAAUGAAUAUUUAAUAGUUUUCAAUUUCUAGAGGUCUUAGGCUAAACUAAUUGAGAGCAGCAGAAGAUUUACCAAAUAGUAUGAAAUAUUAAGUUAUUCCGUAUUUUCACCAGUAAAUUUCUAACGUGUGAUGGUGACGUCAUAAUUUUUGAUGGUUAGGCUUAGCUGUUGAGAUUAGUUUCGCGUUUUCAUCUUACGUGUGUAACUGUAAGAAACUGUUGUACAUAAACAAUUUUAGAAGAAUCACAACUUAUUUUUCUUUAAUCAAAGUAAGAUAUAGAUAAGUUAUUGAGUUAAUGUUUAAAAAUAAUUGUAAACAUAUUUGACGUGUCAUAACUCCUUAAUAUAGCGUACUUCCUACUCAUAUUGUAGUUUUCAAGUCAGUCCUUCGAGUACGAGUAUUACUCUUAGGGCUUAAGCUAAACUUGCUCCAACCUUCGUGACUAUCUUUCACUUCAUUCAGUUUCUGCGUCAACAAUUUUCCAACCUCAGCAAUGAAUAUGACCAACAGUUUGGACAGAUCCAAUUCAACAGAAACAGAACUCUUAGCAAGUACCAUUACAAUUGAGGAUCAUGGUAUUCCAGUAGCUAUUGUGAGGAAUGAAACUAAUGGUAGCUUGCAAGAGAUUCCUCCAAUUUUCCUGCAAACCACGGCAGCACAAGCAAUUUCAGGAGCUUUUGUGUGGGCAGCUUUGAUUGUCACAUGCCACCAGAUUUAUCAGCAUCUCAGGUAUUAUACUUGCCCAACUGAACAACGGUGGAUUGUGAGGAUCUUGUUUAUAGUACCUAUUUAUGCCUUUGAUUCCUGGUUAAGUUUGCUCUUCUUUCACGACAGCUUUUACAUUUACUUUGACAGUGUUCGGGACUGGUAUGAAGCUUUUGUGAUUUACAAUUUCUUGAGUUUGUGCUAUGAAUAUCUUGGAGGGGAAAGUAACAUCAUGACAGAAAUUAGAGGAAAGCCCAUAAGGUCUAGUUUUUGGUAUGGGUCAUGUUGUCUAACUGGAAAGACCUACACUAUAGGCUUUUUACGUUUUUGUAAACAGGCCACACUUCAGUUUUGUGGUGUAAAACCUCUGAUGUCAGUGAUAACAUUGAUUCUGCAGCCAUUUGGAAAGUACUCUGAUGGAGAUUGGAGACCUGACAGUGGAUAUUUGUAUAUCACCAUAAUCUACAACAUUAGUGUUUCUCUGGCAUUGUAUGGACUUGUGCUAUUUUACUUUGCCACCAAAGAGCUUUUGUCCCCCUAUGAACCAGUUUGGAAAUUUUGCACAGUCAAGUCAGUCAUUUUUCUUUCAUUUUGGCAAGGUGUAAUCUUAGCAGUGCUAGAGAAUGCUGGUGUGAUUUCUCCCAUCUAUUCUAAUCAGGGGAUAUCCAUGGCUAGUGCUGGUACUGUGUCUGCUGGCUAUCAGAACUUCCUUAUCUGUAUUGAGAUGUUCUUUGCUUCACUAGCCUUGCGGUAUGCCUUUCCAUAUCAGGUUUACAUGCAAAAUUACCAACAGGAAUCUCAGGGACGAUCUGUCACCAUGCAGAGCAUUUCAAGCAGUCUAAAGGAGACCAUGAACCCAAAGGACAUCAUGAAUGAUGCCAUUCAUAACUUCCACCCUCAGUACCAACAGUACACCCAAUACACUGCUCCUCCCCCUGCUUUGGGUCACCGGGGAGCUGUACAGGGGAUGAGAAUUGGUAGUGUGGAGGAUGAGAAUGUUGACAGAGGAUCACGUGGCCCUCGUCGCCCCACCACCAUUCAAGGAAGACAGGCUACUCCAAUGAACCAGAACUACACAGAGAAGACCACAUUAUUAAGCUCAGAUGAUGAAUUUCAGUAAAGAGAUGUCACAAGUAUCUACUUAACUAAAGCGGUAUCAGCCAAGCAACAAUUUCAAACCCUGUUUGAGUGGUGAUGUGUGGGUGCAGUCUGUUUGUUUAUCGAGAUACAAUAAUUUUAUGAUUAUUGCUAAUUUAAUAUUUUGUUUAGUUGAACAAGUCAUAAUAUCAAAGGAAUUUUCUAUCUCUAGAGAAAAAGUCCCUAUAUGUAUAAAUUGGAUGCUGAACAUCUGUAGAAACACUUUGUGGUUGUCAACAAAUACUAGAUCUGAUAUAAGUAAAACAUAAUUUUAACUAUAGAUACUUGAUAAAUUACUUGUUGGGGCUAUUGACUGUCUAGGUAUAGUAUACUGUACCCUAUAUAAUAAGUAGGUUGACUGUGUAAUUAUAAGCAGGAUAUUGUUCCUAAGGUAUCGGAUUACUUUUAGAUGAACUCACUGUUUCCUUAAGUGUGGCAGCUGAUCAAGUUGUAACCCAGUCUUUCAAUUUCUGCACAGGGACUAGAAUGCCCAGAUGCGUCUUCCUUGUUACUAAGCCUGCUAGAGACUUUCCUCCACUGAAAUAGUGUUCAAUUGGAUUCCCUGUAAAAGCAUUUUGGAAGUUAAGCAUGUCAAUUUGCUUAGUGGUUCUGAGUUAUUGAUUAUAUGUGUAAUAUGGUACAUGACAUCCCUUCCUCUUAGAAGUUCUGGAAUUCAUUAACAUGUUGCUAGGGCUGGUAAAGAUAAGACAAGUCUUUAUAAGCAGUUGUUGUUUAGAAUGCAAUGUUUAUUACUGUUGUAUAGUGAAGCUGAACAAAAAAUAGUCAAUUCUGUAUAUAUAUAUAUAUAUAUA